Molecule: messenger RNA, 1154 nt
Organism: Cyprinus carpio (common carp)
Lineage: Eukaryota; Metazoa; Chordata; Actinopteri; Cypriniformes; Cyprinidae
Exons: 7
Coding region: 180-998 (272 amino acids)
Biological process (GO): cellular response to interleukin-1; immune response; G protein-coupled receptor signaling pathway
Cellular component (GO): extracellular region
Molecular function (GO): chemokine activity; CCR chemokine receptor binding
Source: RefSeq, a predicted model, not a curated record
UUCUGCAAUGUUGAUACUCAGAAAUGGAUUUACAUGAAUGUCUUUAUGAGGAAUAUGUCUGUGACUAUGUAUAUAAGAGGGUGCUCAGACGUUAUUCUGGACACAACAGCUCUGAGAUCUUCAAGCUCUACAGAACUUCUACAGAUUCUUUCUGUCAUUGUGAAGAAACAUCUUGAAGAAUGAGAAGCCUCAUGUGUUUGCUGUUCCUGGUGAUCUUCUGCUCUGUGCAGAUGACUUCAAGCACUCCCAUUUCACUUGAAGCAGUACAAUCUAAGUGUUGUGGAGAGUUCAGUAAUGUGAAAGUUCCUCUGAAACUGGUGACGUCUUACUACAGGACCAGCAGCAGCUGUUUCAAAAUUGACCUAAAACUUAUUGUUGUGUUUAAGACAAUUAAAGGGAGAGAGUUCUGUGUUGAUCCAGAGACCCCCUGGAGGGUGCUCAGACGUUAUUCUGGACACAACAGCUCUGAGAUCUUCAAGGUCUGCAGAACUUCUACUGAUUCUUUCUGUCAUUGUGAUGUGUUUGCUGUUCCUGGUGAUCUUCUGCUCUGUGCAGAUGACUUCAAGCAAAUGAGAAGCCUGAUGUGUUUGCUGUUCCUGGUGAUCUUCUGCUGUAUGCAGGUGACUUCAAGCGCUCUCCAUUCAAUUGAUGCGGCACAAUCUAAGUGUUGUGGAGAGUUCAGUAAUGUGAAGAUUCCUGUGAAAAUGGUGACAUCAUACUCCUGGACCAGCAGCAGCUGUCCCAGACGCGCUAUUGUGUUUAAGACAAAAGCAGGGAAAGAGUUCUGCAUUGAUCCAGAGACCACCUGGGUGAGCGGCCAUGUUGCUAAAGUGGACAAAAGAACAAAAACUGCUACAGAAACUAAUUUUACAACAACAACUGCUACAGAAUCUAAUGCUAGAUCAACAACAAAUGCUACAAAAACGACUGCUACAGAAUCAACUUCUGCUGCAUCGACAACUGCUACUACAGCAAAGACUCAGAGCCUUCCAGUCUAAAAGAAGCUACACUUUUUCUAUUUUUCUAUUCUGUUCUCUGCAUUUCAUUCUGUGUAUAUUAAACCAUAUUUCUGAUGUGUAUAUGAAUAUGUAUUCUACAAAUAAUGUAUGUAAAUAAAUCCAGCUUUUUUAAUAAAAUAUAAAUUAAUGAUAAAA